UCAGAGGUGAGUCGCCUCGGCACCUCCUCAGCGCUGAAUCGUGCGCGUCCCUCUACGUAUCCGCCGCGCUCAGCCGGAGACAGACGCUGCGCGCAUCACACCAGGAGCGCGUCGGAGCUUAAAGCAGAGCCAAACGAGCAAGUGGCGUUUGUAAUUUAUUUACUUGUCCGACCUUUUUAUUUUUUGUCCGUUUCUCCUGUGUAAUUCAUCUUGCGUUAUGGGAUUAUUAAAAGGGAGAUUUAUGCUGCAGAGAGAGAGGUUUUGCACUUCGAGACAAACUUGAAGAUGAAAUCUGCCAUAAACACUAAAAAAUACAGAAGUGGCGUGUUUUAGAAACAGUGAGAUUGAAUCCAGUCGCAGGUCAGAUGCCAUAAUCCACAGGAGACAUUGAGGCAUCAUGGACACUUGGAUCUUCCCAUCAUCUCCUCCGAACCUUUCAGAGCACCUUAUGUAUGACAGCUUCAUGCAGGGCAAUGAGUCCGACAUCAAGGGGAACUACUCAGACCACAGCUUAAACAAAACCAGCACAGUGGUCAUCACCUGCAUGUACUUUCUGGUUUGUGCUGUUGGGCUCUGCGGAAAUGCCCUCGUCAUCUACGUUAUCUUGCGCUACGCCAAGAUGAAGACAGUUACCAACAUCUACAUCCUCAAUCUGGCAGUGGCUGAUGUGCUCUUCAUGCUGGGUCUGCCGUUCAUUGCCAUCCAGCUGGCACUGGUCCAUUGGCCAUUUGGUCCUGUGCUCUGCAGGGUGGUAAUGACAGUGGACUCCCUGAACCAGUUCACAUCCAUUUUCUGCCUGAUGGUGAUGAGCAUCGACCGCUAUCUUGCUGUGGUGCAUCCUAUUAAGUCCACAAAGUGGCGCAAGCCACGCAUGGCCAAGACUAUUAACAUAGCAGUGUGGGGGGUUUCACUGAUGGUUAACCUGCCCAUCGUUAUCUACAGCGGCAUCAUCACAAAGCAUGAUGGCUGUUUCUGCACCAUCGUCUGGCCAGAGCCUCAAGAAGCCUACUACACAGCAUUCAUGUUCUACACCUUCAUCCUUGGCUUCUUCUUGCCCCUCAUGGUCAUUUGCCUUUGCUACUUGUUCAUCAUCAUUAAGGUGAAGUCCUCAGGCAUCCGUGUGGGCUCCUCCAAGAGGAAGCGCUCUGAGAGAAAGGUGACUCGAAUGGUGUCCAUUGUGGUGGCAGUGUUUGUCUUCUGCUGGCUGCCUUUCUAUGUCUUCAACGUGACCUCGGUGACGGGAACCAUCAGUACCACUCCCAUCCUGAGGAGCACCUUUGCGUUUGUGGUGGUUCUAGGUUACGCCAACAGCUGUGCCAAUCCCAUACUCUACGCCUUCCUCUCGGAGAACUUCAAGAAGAGCUUCCAGAAUGUUUUAUGUCUUAAGAAGGUGGGAGGGCUUGAUGAGGUGGAGCGCAGUGAUAGCCGGCAGGAUAAAUCUCGCAUGAUGAAUGAUCCCACGGAGACCCAAAGUACUCUGCUGAAUGGCGACCUGCAGACCAGCAUCUGAGAGAGAGAAAGGUAAUAAGACUCAGUCAUCCGGACAAGCAUCUCUCUGAAACUAAUAACAGUCAGCUCUUAUCAACAUCUGUAAGAUCAAAUCAGAGACAAAGAGGGUGUGAUUAAAUAUUAAACAAGGAGUUCACAGAGGAGCAAGUGGAGCGGCACUGUUCCUCUGUCUGCCUCAACAUGUUGCUGUUGUUUCCCUGACUGUAAACAAAUCCAUUAUGAAAUAACCAGGAGGUCACAUAACUGUUUACUUUGUGCAGAAAAUGAAAAUGAAGCUCUGUGUAUUUACUCUGAGGUAAGGUAGAAGGGACAUGAAAGCCCACUUGCAAACGGUCCACUGGAUGAUGUGAAUUUUCCUGAAGACCCAGAAUUAAAUACAUAGUUUACACGCAGAGGGCCUGUGUCAAAUUUUAGAAGUCCUGUAUUGUGUAAAAAUAACAACAUAAUGUAAAAUAAUAAUAGUAAGUUAAAUAAUACAGUGUUGUUAAAUUUAGCACCCUUAUCAUUCCUCUAUUAAUGUUCCAGUUUAUUUUUAUUAUUUCCUCUGAGAGGUGGUUUGACUGUAAAUAACUGUACAGAAAAUGGACAGAGACUGUAUUCAGAUUCAGAGGAUUUUAUAUUUAUUGUCCUUUAGAUUUCAAACUCUAACUCUGACUUGUGAAUACGUGAUGAUUUUUUUUCUCAGACGCAGAGGCUAAUGGACGUCAGUGCCAUCGAUUCUUGUGUUGUCGUAGGCCUGUAACAGUUAAUAUGUGACCAGUUUUGCUUGUGACUGACAUGUAUCAAAACGUGAACAACAGCCAGCGGGACAAUAUUUCACGUUACUCUCUGCUACACUAUAGCCACAUGCAUAAUUUAUAUUACAUCAGUGAUACUGGUUUGGUUGAUACGCUGAGCCAGGC
This is a messenger RNA of Scatophagus argus, 2411 nucleotides long. RefSeq names its product somatostatin receptor type 2-like. The record is from RefSeq and is a predicted model, not a curated record. The transcript has 2 exons. NCBI's taxonomy places the organism in Eukaryota, Metazoa, Chordata, Actinopteri, Scatophagidae. Gene Ontology annotation, molecular function: neuropeptide binding; somatostatin receptor activity. The coding region runs from base 398 to 1510 and encodes 370 amino acids. Gene Ontology annotation, biological process: cellular response to estradiol stimulus; cellular response to glucocorticoid stimulus; neuropeptide signaling pathway. Gene Ontology annotation, cellular component: membrane; neuron projection.